UGCCCUGAAUCGACUGAAAGAAGCCGAUAUCUCAGUUGUAAUUGUUCCUCCUCACAGCGAGCUUCUUCUUCGAUUAUGGCUGUGGUUCUUGGAAAUUGGGCUUUGUUGCUGGACGUAACGUCCCCUCGGAUUGUAUUGGCGGAUCGAAAGGCUCGUCCAUUGGCUCUUGACGUUGUUUUGAGCCUACACAAGAGGGACCUUAACGCCUAUUAUGCUGCGGUUGUUGGCAAAAGCUUCGAACCAGAUGGUGAACCUAGGAGCCAAAGAAUCGUGGCUCGUGGAAAAUCGAAUUCGAAGAAGAACGGUGGCGUCGAGUUUGAGAGCGAUGAAGAGGAAAAUUGGGACAGUAAUGGUUUGGACGAAGAGGAGAAGUUCGAUUGGGAGAAAGAAAUGCGGAAAAGAGUGAAGGAGAUAGAGGAGAGGAGGGAAUUGGAGAAGAAAGCGGAAGAAUUACAGAGUAAAAUAGAGGAAGAAGGAAGCGAGGGCAUAGACGAAACCGAGGAAGAAAAGAGGAUGAGAGUGAGAAAAGAGCUUGAAAAGGUAGCUAAAGAACAGGCGGAACGAAGAGCGACGGCUCAGUUGAUGUUUGAAUUGGGUCAGAAGGCAUACGGCAGAGGCAUGUACAGUCGAGCCAUUGAGUUUUUAGAAGGCGCCCUCACAAUCAUUCCCAGGCCUACUUUAUUCGGUGGUGAGAUCCAAAUAUGGCUUGCUAUGGCUUAUGAGGCAAAUAACCGCCAUGGAGAUUGCAUUGCUUUGUACCAGCAAUUGGAGAAGACGCAUCCCAGUGUCAGCAUCAGGCGCCAAGCGGCCGAUCUUCGCUAUAUUUUGCAAGCACCAAAAAUCAAGAUAUCUCAGGAGGAAAUGGUGACAAUACCUCUAAUUGGUUCUAGUUACGACAGCUACGCAGCAACGUGGAGCGACAAGAACAAAGACAAAGAUCAGAAAGGAAGCUGGUCAACCACGAAUCAGCUUCCGUCGUCUAGGGACUAUUUGGGGGACUUUCUUGUUUGGCGACCUCCGAUUGGCUUGGGAAAAAGCCAAGCCUUCUGGCUUGGACUAACCUUGUGGCUCGGUUUGGUUGGUGCUGCCCUUUUACUUCAAAAGUAACACUCUUUUAAAUGUAAAUAUUACUGUCAAUGCCUGAUGUAUAAUUAUUCAUUCGAGUGUGCCGGUGGGUUUUGCUGUAUUUUUACGAUAUCAUCAUAAUAUAAUAUAAGGUCUUUAAACAUUAAAAAUGAA
This is a messenger RNA of Benincasa hispida (wax gourd), 1239 nucleotides long. RefSeq names its product Tetratricopeptide repeat (TPR)-like superfamily protein. Gene Ontology annotation, cellular component: chloroplast thylakoid membrane. The record is from RefSeq and is a predicted model, not a curated record. Gene Ontology annotation, molecular function: protein binding. Lineage: Eukaryota; Viridiplantae; Streptophyta; Magnoliopsida; Cucurbitales; Cucurbitaceae.